UGAUACACACGUGCUGUAAAAACCUAUAUAAAUAAUAAUAAAUAAAUAAAUAUGGUUAUAGUACAAGUUAAGCAGGGUCGCUUAGAAGGGGAGAAAUUAAAAAAUGUGACUGAAGAUGGAUUUUAUUAUAGCUUCAAAGGUAUACCGUACGCCGCACCUCCGUUAGGAAAGCUGAGAUUUAAGGAACCGCAGCCGCCGCUCCCGUGGGAAGGUGUAAGAAAAGCAACAGAACAUGGACCAAUAUGUCCUCAACUAGACAUAUUUACAAACAAAAAACUAUCUGGGAGUGAAGACUGUCUAUUCCUCAACGUAUAUUCUCCAGAUAUCAAACCAUCUAAGCCAUUACCUGUUAUGUUAUUCAUCCACGGAGGCGGUCUUAAAAGCGGAUCUGGAAACGAUGACCAGUACGGACCAGAUUUCCUCGUCCAACAAGGCGUCGUGUUAGUCACCAUCAAUUAUAGAUUAGAAGCUCUUGGAUUUCUAUGUUUGGCUACGAAGGACGUCCCUGGUAAUGCAGGCUUCAAGGAUCAAGUUGCUGCUUUGAAGUGGGUCAAUGAAAAUAUAUCGCAAUUUGGUGGUGAUCCUCACAACAUUACAAUAUUUGGCGAAAGCGCUGGAGGAUUGUCCACUGCUUUACAUGUUCUAUCGCCAUUAUCAAAAGGUUUAUUUCAAAGAGCUAUCGUAAUGAGUGGAUCACCAUUCUGUGAAUGGGCCCUCCCAUUUGAAAACAGAAGAAGAGCAUUUGUACUUGGAAAAGAAUUAGGCUUAGAAACGGAGGAUCCUGAAGAGCUUUUAGAAUUUCUACAAAAUGUUCCCGUCGAGAAGCUCGUGCAUACGAGUCCUAUUGUUUUUGGUCUUGAGGAAGUUUAUGGAAAUUAUCUAAAACACUACCAUUUCACAGCGGUUGUAGAAAAGAAUUUUGGACAUAACGCGUUUUUACCGAAAGAACCCGAGGAAAUAUUGAAAAGCGGUAAUAUCAAUGACGUUGAAGUGAUGAUUGGCUACACAAGUGAAGAAUGCAUCAUUGGUUUAUUGGACAAGAACGUUAUAACAACAUAUUUUAAAUAUGAUGACAUAUUCGUCCCAAAACAAAUAUUAUGUACUGCUACACCAAAAACUAUUUUAAAAACGGCGGACACUAUUAAAAAGCACUAUUUGAGUAAAAGUCUGGAUAAAAAUGUACGAACAAAUGAAAUUAUUCGGUAUUGGUCUGAAUGUACCUUUGUGUACCCAAUUAUGAAGUUCUUAGAACUCUUAUCAGAUACAGGGAAAUGCAAAACUUAUUUGUAUAGAUUUUCAACAAUAUCAGAGAGAAAUGUUAUAGGAAACAUGGGAAAGGAGUUCGAAGUCACCGGCGCAGCUCAUCUUGAUGAUUUAAUGUAUUUGUUUAAUCCAAAAUUAUGGAAUCUUCCAACUGACAAAAAUGCUGAAAGUUUCAAAUUGGUUCAACAAUUUUGUCGCCUGGUCACAAAUUUUGCUAAAUAUGGGAAUCCUACUCCAGAUUCAUCACUGGGUGCGACUUGGCAGGAAUAUGAUAAGAAAAACAAAGCAUACAUGGAUAUUGGUCAACAUUUAGUACCAGGAAGCAAUCUAAAUGAAGAUGUUUUCGAAUUCUGGGAAGGGAUUUUUAUGUCAUCUGGAAGUCCCUUGUAUUUACAAUGAUAACUUAUAAGGACAUAAUAACGUUAGAGAUGAAGAAAGACAUAGAAGUGAAUGCAAAAAACAUUUUAUUAGGUAUCUGUAUUGAUGCGAAUCAAAAUUAUACAGGGUGUCCCACUGUUGUUAUACUAAGCUCAAAGGAGAUUAUAGUUUUGCAUGCGCUGAGUUCGUAAAAAAUACCUGCUAAUAAAAUUCCAGACGCAUUUUUUUUUUUCAAACAGAUGAAUUCUUAAAACACUAUGUGCACAGUGUACUCCCAUAACAAGCAACCCGCGGUUAUGCCGGCUGCGCGAAGCUAGAGAAGAAAACAUGGAUUUUCAGGAAAAAUUUAGGUAAAAAUUUUUGACGUUAUUUUGUUGUGUGUAUUUUGUAAGUAUUUUUUACGUGAUCAGCAGAUAUGCAAAACUAUAAGUCCCUUCGCGCUUAGUAUACCAAUAGUGGGACACUCUGUAUAGUGAGCGAAAGCAGAAGAUAGACUUUGUCAGCUGUUACACAACUAAUUGUAUUUUUAUUUGUUAUGUAUUUUAUAUGAGAAUUAAAAGCUAUUUAA
Messenger RNA from Colias croceus (clouded yellow), 2209 nucleotides. Its product is annotated as juvenile hormone esterase-like. The transcript is spliced from 3 exons. The record is from RefSeq and is a predicted model, not a curated record. The coding region runs from base 52 to 1662 and encodes 536 amino acids. NCBI's taxonomy places the organism in Eukaryota, Metazoa, Arthropoda, Insecta, Lepidoptera, Pieridae.